GGACGGAAGUCCCGCCUAUGCCGAGUCACCCGUCGCAGCUUUCUCCAGCAUCGCCAUGCGUGCCGACCAGGCUUCUUCUUGGUACAGGCGAAUGUCUGUUGUCUACGCAUUGGGUGCCUGGUCCACGUUGGGCUCCUUGAUUUUCUUCAGUCGGAAAAAGAGCAAGCCAUUAGGUGGUGAAUUAGAGCAAAAGGAUGAAAUAACUGAACCCCCAAGAGGGUUUUAUGUGGAAACGAUUGUCACAUAUAAAGAAGAUUUUGUUCCAGUUACUGAGAAGAUCCUCAACUAUUGGAAGUCAUGGACUGGUGGCCCUGGACCAGAAUCAUGAUUGACUGCGGAAUUCUGGAAACCAGGACUUUGGUUCAGAUUAUAAAUUUGACAGAUGCCUUGAUUUCCAUUUCAUGUUUGUGGAAAGUACAUUUAAUUUAAUUUUGCCAUUAAUUAUCAUCACUAAUAAUAUGCAAUCAAUAUUUCCUUGAGGCAAAGUAAAUUUGUAUGUUCAAGAAAUGUCCGUCUAUACUUACAUGAGUGAAAGGUUGAAGUGAAAUUUUACAUUGACUGUAAGCUUGCUUUCUGAAACUAGUUCCUGAACUUUAUAUUUCUUUAUGUUGCUGUCAGACAUGGCUUUGAGUGGUCCGUUUAAGGUUAGAUUCAGCAAAUCUCCAUGUUUAGUUUGGGAUUUAUAGCAGCCCUUCAGAUACUAUUGGGUGCUUGGUAAGUACAUUAUGAUUUAAAUCAACUUGGCCUUUAGGACCACAACAGGUGUGGAUUAAAUCCUAACUGUGACUACAAAUAUGCUAGACACAGGGAAUACUAAAUUGGGACAACAUGUUUUCUGACCUAAGUGCUACACCAGUCCCUUCACUAGUCUCUUUUGCUUGCGAGUAACAAACCCAUAUAAGUGAGCUUAAAUCAAGGGGGUGUGUGUCAAAAAUGUAUAUGUACAAUUCAGAAUUAAAGCAGAUUUAUGUUACAGUUUUAGGAGGGCCUGAUACCAGGAACUGGAAUGCAACAAGCCACUCACUGACCCUGCCU
Phyllostomus discolor (pale spear-nosed bat) is the source of this 1035-nucleotide messenger RNA. It is a transcript of the gene SMIM26, whose product is annotated as small integral membrane protein 26. Gene Ontology annotation, cellular component: mitochondrion. The transcript is spliced from 2 exons. The record is from RefSeq and is a predicted model, not a curated record. NCBI's taxonomy places the organism in Eukaryota, Metazoa, Chordata, Mammalia, Chiroptera, Phyllostomidae. The coding region runs from base 56 to 328 and encodes 90 amino acids.